AUGAGCAGAUGGGCUGCUGGUGGGAGUAAGGCUGCCGCUGCCUCAUCACGCUCCUGGGAUGAGUUAGGGGACCUUCGUGGUUCCAGGUCCCACCCUGGGACGAGGCCACCGUCCUCCAUCUCUCGCCUAUCUCUACCCCUCCUCCUCCUCCUCGCUGUGGUGGUCCUCUCCGUCUCCUUGCCCGGGGCCGUCUGCAGCCGCCGCAGAGACAGACUGAAGCUCGUUGUCGCCGGGCAAGCCCACGGGGGUCUGUUCAACGUUUCCGGGACUGGACCGGUGGAUAGGCCCGGGGUCACCGCCGCCGCUGCUCCCACUGGGGGUCCUCCGGAUCGACCCGGGGGGCCGCAGGGCCGACAUGUGCGUAGCUACAAUCACCUCCAAGGGGACAUACGGAGGCGUAAGCUGUUCUCUUUCCAGAAGUUUUUCCUGAGGAUUGAUAAGAACGGAAUAGUCAAUGGGACAAAGAACAAGGACGACCCCCUCAGCAUCCUGGAAAUCACAUCAGUGGACGUGGGGGUGGUGGCCAUUAAAGGGCUGAGCAGCAACUACUAUCUGGCUAUCAGCAGGAAGGGAGAGCUGUAUGGAGCGAGGGAGUUCGGCGUCGACUGCACCCUGAAGGAGCGCAUCGAGGAGAAUGGGUACAACACGUACGCGUCGGCCGAGUGGAGGAACAAGAAGAGACAAAUGUUUGUGGGUCUCAAUGUCCACGGCAGGCCGCUGAGAGGAAAGAGAACCCGCCGGAAGAACACAUCCACCCACUUCCUACCGAUAAUGGUGUGAGGGCAAACUGCAGAUGGCCACAGGGGAGAGCGAGAAUAUAUUCAGCACUGGACAGAGAUUUUUUUUUUUUUUUUUUUUUUACAAAACACUGAGAAACUGAAUAAGGACGUUCGCCGAGACAUGUCUCC
Messenger RNA from Lampris incognitus (smalleye Pacific opah), 908 nucleotides. It is a transcript of the gene fgf10b, whose product is annotated as fibroblast growth factor 10b. Gene Ontology annotation, molecular function: growth factor activity; chemoattractant activity; type 2 fibroblast growth factor receptor binding. Lineage: Eukaryota; Metazoa; Chordata; Actinopteri; Lampriformes; Lampridae. Gene Ontology annotation, biological process: fibroblast growth factor receptor signaling pathway; wound healing; cell differentiation. Gene Ontology annotation, cellular component: cytoplasm. The record is from RefSeq and is a predicted model, not a curated record. The coding region runs from base 1 to 780 and encodes 259 amino acids. The transcript is spliced from 3 exons.